AUGGACUAUUCUCACUUGCAUACACCCUCACACCCCUUUGAGCAGGACUUCCCGGAGGUCAUCGAGGAUACGCUGGAGGAUGGUCCAGCUGUGCGAGUCAAGUUCAACCGUCGAGGCACCCUUCUGGCAGCAGGCUGCACAGACGGAACCAUUGUCGUCUGGGACUUUGACACCCGGGGUGUCUCCCGGUCAUUGAUCGGCCAUGUCAAAACUAUCACCAGUCUCAGCUGGUCGCGCAAUGGCCGAUAUCUGUUGUCAUCAUCAAUGGACUGGAGUUGUAUUGUGUGGGACUUGCUGACAGGAUCCAAGAAACACACCGUUCGAUUCGAUACUCCAGUCCUCAAUGCACAAUUCCAUCCAAAGAAUAACUCUGUGUUUAUUGCGGCAUUAUUUCAAGAGGAACCGGUGUUUGUCGACUUUUCGAAUGGAGUUCAGCAAUCGCCAAUACUCAAGGAAAGUGCAGGGGUUACCGGGAAGGGGACAGAUGUGGCGACUACUACGAGCACUGCACAGUCCCGAUGGACAAUGGUAGCCACAUUUGACAAGUACGGGAAGAAGAUCUACACAGGAUCAAAUCGAGGAUAUAUUAACAUUAUCGAUACCGAGACCCGGACUAUGCUGUAUGAAAUCCGCCCGACGUUGAGCGCCAUCAAGAAUAUCCAGUUCAGCAGGAGGGGGAAAGAAAUGGUGGUGAAUGCCAAUGACAGGAUCAUCCGCCUAUUUGCAACACGGGACGAUGGACCACCAGAACAACAACACAAAUUCCAGGAUUUGGUUAACAAGAUUCAUUGGAACCAAUGCUGUCUCUCAAGCGACUCGGACUAUGUCAUUGGAGGCUCAGCUCAUCAGGCAGAGCACAACAUUUUCAUCUGGGACCGGAUCGGUGGCAACCUAGUCAAGAUCCUGGAAGGACCCAAAGAGCCACUGGAAGAUCUGACAUGGCAUCCUAUACGACCGAUUGUUGCCUCAGUAUCAAGCUACGGAACGAUUCACAUCUGGGCUACCAAUUAUCAGGAGAACUGGAGUGCAUUCGCACCUGACUUUAAGGAACUCGAGGAGAACAUCGACUAUGAAGAACGCGAGGACGAGUUUGACAUUGUACCGGAAGAAGAAGCCUCGAAACGAAGACACGAUGACGAGGAUGUCAUCAUUGACGUGACGACGAUUGAGAAGGCCAACCCGUACAACGAUUCAGACAGCGAAGACGACGAGGAAGAAACAUUCUACCUCCCACUCUUGCCCAGCGACCAGCAGGAUGAGGAACACCUGCAUACCAAACACCACCACCGCCACAGUCGUAGACACACUACCACUCACCGACAUAACAGUCAACACGGUGGUCGGGAUCGUCAUGACAGUCAUCAUCACUUGAACUCCAAACAGGAUUCUGGCAGCAAUAAUAAUAACAACAACUCGACGACGAGCCAUCAUCAUAACAGAGACGGCGGCGCCGACUCGGCUGCGGAUGCUUACAAGGACGGCAACCACCAUCAGCGGGGACGAGAUCACAAGGACCGUGACCAUGGAAGCCACGGCAGCGACAAGAUUUCCUCAUCUUCGUCGUCCUCAAAACCAAAGAAGCGGUCUGAUGAGUACUCUGACCAUCAAGACGGAGGACGUGAUUACGAGAACGGUCAUCUUAGUCUUGGUGGUGGUCAUGGUCACACUUCUGGAAACGGAUACGACCGGGAUCAGCAGAAUCUGCAGCAACAGCAUUCACGGCGGAAACUAGAGGACUCUCAGUUGCACUCUCGAAGCAUCAAGAGACAGCGGUGA
Molecule: messenger RNA, 1776 nt
Organism: Linnemannia hyalina
Lineage: Eukaryota; Fungi; Mortierellomycota; Mortierellomycetes; Mortierellales; Mortierellaceae
Source: the annotation of a GenBank genome assembly